GGUAAUAAAAGUAAAUUGGUAUCUAACUAAUGUUAGCAAAGUUUAGAAAAUUUAAGUUUAGAAGAAAGUGGGUAAAAACAAAUCCCUCUUUCUUCUCACGCCGCCCACCGUUCCUUCCUUUUCUCUCUCAUUCUCCCCCACAGGCCAGCCGCCAAGCCUUCUCUCGUCUGCGCCACUCGCCACCGCAGCCAGCCGCUCGUCUCCGUCGCCGGCGAAUCCAAUCGCUCCUCUCCGCCGCCGCAUCCAGCUGCAGUUCGUAUUUGCCGCUGCCUAGGGUUUCUCCGCCUCUCGAUUUUGCCUUCUAUCUUGCAGAUAUGCGGCUCUAUUACGGGGCCAAAGAGAUCCUAAAGAUUCAAAAAUUUCGGAGGAUUGUGUCCUACACUGGAUUCUAUCUCUUCGUUUCCGUUUUGAGCUACGCUUAUACAAGCAAUACAACUAGAGCUGGGUAUUCUCGAGGGGAUCAAUUUUAUGCUUCUUACCCUGCUGGUACGGAGCUCUUGACAGACACUGCGAAGCUAUACAAAGCUGCUCUUGGGAAUUGUUUUGAGUCAGAAGAAUGGGGUCCGAUUGAGUUCUGCAUCAUGGCAAAACAUUUUGAGCGCCAAGGGAAAUCUCCAUAUGCAUAUCAUGCUCAAUACAUGGCACAUCUUCUGUCUCAUGGACAACUUGAUGGAAGUGGGUAGCACAACACCAUCCAACAAACGAAGAGCUUUGAGACUUUUUACCAGUAUGAGCAUUAGAUUACAGACUACCCACUUCAAUACUUAAAUUCCCUUUUUUGUAAUUUAAGUAUUGGUUACGACAUGCCGACUUGAGGAUAGCUGACUGGUCCGAAGCAUUAGGAGCCCUCCUUAUGGGUCGAUGGUUCGAAUUUCACCCAUUCGUUUGAAUUGUAACACUCAGUGUCGAUGGCUAUAGUUAUUGCAUUUUACUUGAGAGGAUGUGUAAUUUGGAAUAAGAAGAACUGAUCUUCACCCACUUCAAUUAUGCCUAUUUAGGCAAUGAUUUUAGGAUGAAGUGCUCUUCCGGGAUCUAUGCUGUUUGGCAGAUUUUGCUCUUGUUUUGUUU
Momordica charantia (bitter melon) is the source of this 1068-nucleotide messenger RNA. RefSeq lists its product as uncharacterized. Lineage: Eukaryota; Viridiplantae; Streptophyta; Magnoliopsida; Cucurbitales; Cucurbitaceae. The record is from RefSeq and is a predicted model, not a curated record.